CGUGAGGCGCUGCUGCCGUGUUCCCAGCAGGCUUUGCGUGCGCCUUGCUUCCUCCGGGCCUUACGAGCGAGCGCGUGAGCGGCUUUUCGUAUCCGACCAUGGCGCUUCACGUUCCCAAGGCCCCGGGGUUUGCCCAGAUGCUCAAAGAUGGAGCAAAACAUUUUUCAGGAUUAGAAGAAGCUGUGUAUAGAAACAUACAAGCUUGCAAGGAGCUUGCCCAAACCACUCGAACGGCGUAUGGACCAAAUGGCAUGAAUAAAAUGGUUAUCAAUCAUGUAGAGAAGUUGUUCGUGACAAAUGAUGCAGCAACUAUUUUAAGAGAGCUAGAAGUGCAGCAUCCUGCUGCAAAAAUGAUUGUGAUGGCCUCUCAUAUGCAAGAGCAGGAGGUUGGAGAUGGCACAAAUUUCGUUCUGGUAUUUGCUGGAGCUCUUCUAGAACUAGCUGAAGAACUUCUCAGGAUUGGCUUGUCAGUAUCAGAGGUAAUAGAAGGUUAUGAAAUAGCCUGCAAAAAAGCCCAUGAGAUUCUUCCUGAUUUGGUAUGCUGUUCUGCAAAAAACCUUCGAGAUGUGGAUGAGGUGUCAUCGCUGCUUCGUACCUCCAUAAUGAGUAAGCAGUAUGGUAAUGAAGCAUUUCUGGCCAAGCUUAUUGCUCAGGCAUGUGUAUCUAUUUUUCCUGAUUCCGGCAAUUUCAAUGUUGAUAACAUCAGAGUAUGUAAGAUUCUGGGCUCUGGUAUCCAUUCAUCUUCAGUAUUGCAUGGCAUGGUCUUUAAGAAGGAAACCGAAGGUGAUGUGACAUCUGUCAAAGAUGCAAAGAUAGCAGUGUAUUCUUGUCCAUUUGAUGGCAUGAUUACAGAAACUAAGGGAACGGUGCUGAUAAAGACUGCUGAAGAACUGAUGAAUUUUAGUAAGGGAGAAGAAAAUCUCAUGGAUGCACAAGUCAAAGCUAUUGCUGGCACUGGUGCAAAUGUCAUAGUAACAGGUGGCAAAGUAGCAGACAUGGCUCUUCAUUAUGCAAACAAAUACAAUAUCAUGUUGGUGAGGCUGAAUUCAAAGUGGGAUCUCAGAAGACUGUGUAAAACAGUUGGUGCUACAGCUCUUCCUCGAUUGACUCCUCCUGUCCUCGAAGAAAUGGGACAUUGUGACAGUGUUUACCUCUCAGAAGUUGGAGACACACAAGUGAUAGUUUUUAAGCAUGAAAAAGACGACGGUGCCAUUUCUACUAUAGUGCUUCGAGGCUCUACAGACAAUCUGAUGGAUGAUAUAGAGCGGGCAGUAGAUGAUGGUGUUAAUACUUUCAAAGUUCUUACAAGGGAUAAGCGUCUUGUACCUGGAGGUGGAGCAACAGAAAUUGAAUUGGCCAAACAGAUUACAUCAUACGGAGAGACGUGUCCUGGACUUGAGCAGUAUGCUAUCAAGAAGUUCGCUGAAGCAUUUGAAGCCAUUCCACGGGCACUUGCAGAAAAUUCUGGAGUUAAGGCCAAUGAAGUAAUCUCUAAACUUUAUGCAGUGCACCAAGAAGGAAACAAAAGCGUUGGGUUGGAUAUUGAGGCUGAAGUUCCUGCUGUAAAAGACAUGUUGGAAGCUGGUAUUCUAGAUACCUACUUGGGGAAGUAUUGGGCCAUUAAAUUAGCCACCAAUGCUGCAGUCACUGUGCUUAGAGUGGAUCAGAUAAUCAUGGCAAAACCUGCUGGUGGGCCCAAGCCUCCAAGUGGGAAGAAAGACUGGGAUGAUGACCAAAAUGAUUGAAUGGCUUUUUGUUGUAAGUGAAGAAUUUGUAGAGUAGGAAUUGCCUAAUGUUUUCUUAUUCUCCUUUAAGUGUUUUCUGUUUGUACUCUGGUGGAUGAUAAAAUAAACAUUACUGUUAAGUAUCUUA
Molecule: messenger RNA, 1872 nt
Organism: Nannospalax galili (Upper Galilee mountains blind mole rat)
Lineage: Eukaryota; Metazoa; Chordata; Mammalia; Rodentia; Spalacidae
Gene: Cct8
Product: chaperonin containing TCP1 subunit 8
Exons: 15
Coding region: 99-1745 (548 amino acids)
Biological process (GO): protein folding
Cellular component (GO): chaperonin-containing T-complex
Molecular function (GO): ATP binding; ATP hydrolysis activity; ATP-dependent protein folding chaperone
Source: RefSeq, a predicted model, not a curated record